AGUUUUCAUGCAGGAUGUACAGCUUGACUAGGGGUGACCAGCGAGCAGACGGUAAACUGCGUUCUGAGAAGCAAAUCAUGGCACCACGCGUAUCAGUAGCUUGCAGUAAGACAAGGUUCGCGAUCGGACCUUGAACUGGCCACUUGGUUCUAGCACUCUAGCAACCUAAGCUUUUCCAGCUGGAUGGUUUCGUACCUUAGAUUCAUAUGACCCUCGGAAAAUACUCCACUUGUUGAGUUUUGACGUCCUAUCGACGGAUUCAUUAUCGACUUCCGUCAAAUUCGUCGGCGUUGGGUCUCGUCGGCCAGUCACCAGCCGCAGUCACGCGCCGUCAUCGGAACCGUCCAUCGUCGUCGCCGAACCAAAUCAUUCGGAUCAACCGUCGAUUCCAUUACCAGCCCGUCCAUGCCCUCCCCAGCGCCUGCUUCCGGCCUCGAUCGCCCGCAAUCCAAGGCUCGAUAGCUUCGGGCCAUUCUCGGGACUAGCGAGUUUAGCGAGUCGGGCGAAUCGAGCGAGUGUAGCAGGUCUAGCUGGCACGGGCUCUACUGAUACCCUGGAAAGGCACCUGCACGCCAUGCCGUACCGUCCGAUUCUGUCGCUGGCUGUCUUGUUGGCUGUGCUGCUGCUACUAACUCUCUCAGUCCGGCCUUCCCAGCAGCAGGAGGAGCAGCAGGCGCAGGAACCCCAGCGUUCCAGCACCCAGCACUACACUGACAACCCCUACAGCCUCAACUUCCGCCCCAGGGAUGGGGACGGAGAAGACGGCGGGGGAGAAGGUCCUUUCACCGGCGGCAGCAGCAGCAGCAGCGAGGGCAGCGGCAGCAGCAGUGGCGGCGGUGGCUUCAGCGGUAACGGCGGCAGCAGCAGCGGUUACAGCGGCGACGGGAGUACUCCCACCCACCCGCAGCAGCACGAUCCCGACCACCCAAAGCACGAGGAGGACGACGGCGAGUGGAGGGGCGAGCACAUGUUCACAGCAGAGGGGGAAUUCAUCCCACACCUGUCGGGGUAUGCCGAGGAGGAGCCAAUUUCAGAGGAGGGGUGCCGGGCGGCGGUGAACGCGUAUGUGGAGGAACAGCUGGCGCAGGGACCUCAGCCCCUUAAUCUCUCGGCCUCCAUGCAGCCGCGUAUCCAGCCGCUGCUGUUCUUCCUGCAUAUUCCGCGCACGGGAGGCAGGACAUACCACCUGUGCUUCCUCAAGCCAUUGUACCCACUCAACCUGCGCUGCCCUCGCUCGUACGACACCUUGCGACUCGACCCCUCCAACCCCGAGUGCCGCCUGCUGUCGACGCACAACGACUACUCGCUCAUGUCGCGCCUGCCCGCCGCGAGCACGAGCAUCAUCACCAACAUCCGCCACCCCGUGGACCGCCUCCUCAGCUCCUACGAGUUCACCCUCGAGACGGCCGCGCGCUCGCUGCGCUGGGUGCCGGGACUCAACCCCGGGCAGAAUCUGAUGAAGAUUAGGAGGCGGCAGCGGCAGCGCGUGUCGAAAGUGAGGAAGGCGGAGACGAGGAGGGUGUGGCCGUGGAGCAUGCUCAUCCCCCUCAUGGAGGACGACCUCUGGAUGCGCCGCCCCACGCUGGAGAUCCCCGCGGACCCCCCUGGCAGUGCGGGGCAGAACUCGUAUGAGAAGAGCCACCUGGUGAUGCCUCUGGACGAGUACGUGCAGCACCCUGCUGUCAUGGACCUGCUGCACAACGGCGCCACGUUCCAGGUGGCAGGCAUAACGCAGAACUCCCUGCUGCCCAACGCCCGCAUGCUGCGCCGCUGUGCGCAGGCCUACAGGGACUCGGGCGAACGCAUUCUGGACCUGGCAAAGGCGCGUCUGGCAGCUAUGCUGCAUGUGGGGCUCACGGAGGUGCACGAGCAGUCAGCAGUGCUCUUUGCUGCCACCAUCGGCCGCUCCAUGCACUCCGCUGCACACACCGCUCAAAAGCAGUCUGCGUUCGCGCUGUCUCUGUGGCAGAACUACAACCGCUGUGUGAAGAUGCAGCAGGACAAGUACAAGGCCAGGCGUGCGCAGGCCGUUGCUCUGCUGGGCCCGGUCAACUUCUCCCAUGAGGAGCGUGCGAGCAUCAAGAGCAGCACGCUGGCGCGCAUUCGCGAGCUCAACCACCUGGACGAGGAGCUGCUGGAUUAUUCACGCCAGCUGUACCAGCUGCACCAGGCUGCAUUCGCAGAGCAGAUCAAGGCGGUAGUUGGACAGGGGGCGAGGCGGAGACUGCUGCAACCAAGAGGAGCAACACACAUGAGCACAGGGGGAAUGGCGAGUGAUGGGAAUAACUUGGGUAUGGGCAUGGGCAUGGGCAUGUCGGAGCGCCGUCAGGGCUUUGACCCCGCGUGGCUGAGGCGGCAGGCACGCAGUGGCCGUGUAUUCCGGGAGGACGGUUCUGGUGAUCCCUUUGCUGCUGUUCGGAGCGAGGGGGGCGAGGAGGAGGGGACUGGGAAAGUGGGAGCCUGGAGUCGAGUGGGGAACAGGGAUCAGGAUGAGGAGGGGGAGGAGCGGGAGGAGGGAGAGGUGGGGGGUAGGAGUGGAAGCAGGGGGUACGACCGGCUUGGGUCUGAUGCAGUAGAGAUGAUGGAGGACGAUGAGAGUGGUACGGAGAGAGGGGGAGAGGAGGAGCAGGAUGGCGAUGUGGAGGACAGUAGGAUCGAAGGGGAGGAGGACGAGGGGGAGGAGGACGAGAGGGAGGAGGAGAGUGAGGAGGAGAGAGAUGAGGAGAGGGAGGAAGGAGGGGAGAGAGAGGCGAGGAGAGGAGUCAGGCAGGAACAAGAGCAUGAGGGGGUGGAAGUGGAGGGUAUUGAGGAGAGGAGUUGGGGGGGUAGAAGUGCGCAUGGGGAGGGAAACAAUGGAGUCAUGGGGCAUGGGAGAGUAGGGGUGGAUGAUGAGGAGCGUCCUGAGUCUGGUAGUCUUGUGACCCGCAUUGACGAUGCAAUGCCUUCGUUGGAUGAUGACUCGAGGCGAGAAGCCUUGGCGCCCAAUCUCAUGAAGAGCUCAAGUCGUUGCCAUCAACCUGCUGUUGACAGGGGAGAGGCUGGGGUGGUGGUGACAUGCAUUUCUGACUGAAAACACCUCUGCACGGCGGUACUACUUUUAGCUAGUCUGGGUGGGCUGCUGAACAUGAGAGUUUUGAAGCACUAGCUCUGAUGCACUUUUGAUUUCACAAGAUUGAAAAUCGUCAUUUGAUCUCCCAGUCUAGCGAAAGAAGAGGAGGCAAAGCGUUACCGAAAGCUUUACUAAUCCCGCGAGCAUACCGUACAUGUUGAUUGCUUAGGCCUAGGAUCGACCAAUAUCUAGAUGCUAGGCCAGCAAACUUAUAUGAUGCCAUGUAAAUUUCCAAAUGCCAACCAAUUCUGCUGGCCUUUUUCUUAGUCAGCAAAGGUGGUGGUAGCGGUUGAAGUACGGCUGGCGUGUAAUAAGUACUCCUGACAGCUCAGACCGCGAUCAGCAGGACCAGUUGCUUGCUCUUGCCUCACACCCAGCCAUUGAUCAGGAGGAAGCACCAACCCUAUCAUCUUCGAACAGGGACGAAGCGCUUUACGUGCAGAACAGGGGAGGGGGGGAGGGUCCUUCCAGCUCGUUCGUGCCUCGGGCGGAACUGCCAAUUGGAAGGAUGGAUGGAGCGAGCGAGGGAGUGGCACGACUCAGUGCGACCUUCACACACUGGUCGUGUCAGCGUGCGUGGCACGGUGACGUCCCCGUUAUGGCUCAGCUGCUAGGAGGCUGAUUGCACGGCUUCGAGCAACUGCACCAGCAAGGCAGGCCAGUGAGGGGAUUGUGGGUGGCGCAUGAGUGCCAUGACUACAGACCAGUCACAGGUUCGGACACCAUAUGCAAUCCACUAAUUAGUAAUAUAUUACAGGUUGCGCUCAUAAAUACACUAACGUUUG
This is a messenger RNA of Closterium sp. NIES-67, 3894 nucleotides long. Lineage: Eukaryota; Viridiplantae; Streptophyta; Zygnematophyceae; Desmidiales; Closteriaceae. The record is from the annotation of a GenBank genome assembly.